AGGGGUAAUACCAAAUGUGAUGUAUAUAAAUUAACAGCUGUGACAUGACUCUCACGCGAAGUAGUUUACUGACCCUUGUGGCAGUGGCAUGGUGGUUUCCUCUUAGGUGCUAACAUUUAGAGAGUAUUUUAUAUGAACGUUUUAGAUUUUUUUAGCGAAGUGUUUUCUGAAAGCUUUAUAUCAGUGUAAGAAACCACAACUUAGAUAAAAUUAGACAAAGUGCACUAUAGUAGGAUGUAGUGUGUAAUCCGUUGAUCAUUGCUGGGAACGACUGCAAUUUUGACAUUCAUGGACUAGUUAAAACAAAUGUCAAUUUGAAACAAGAAUUAGAUCUUUUGUGAAAGAGAAAUAUGGCUCUUUACAGCGAAGUUGUAAUGUCAAUAAGUGGACUGAAAGAAUCGUCUGCUGCGCAGUCAUUAGAAGCAGCUUUAUGUACAAUGCCAGGUGUACAAAAUACUAAAAUGUCAUUUCAAGAUGAGGAAGCAACAGUGAUAUUUGAUGUGAGUGCUUCGUCGAACGAAAGUUUUAUAGCAGAAAUUGCGUCAAUGGGAUACAAAGCAUCAAUAAAACGGCAGACUGUAGUGAAAGGAUUAGUUUUCAAGAAAAAAGAUGGUGUCAAAGAAGUGACAGAAGAUUCGCUUCAGAAGCGCCUGUUAUUCAUUAAUGGCGUGAAGGGUUAUAAUCUGAAUCCAGAUUUGGACAAAGUGACAGUUUUAAUAAAUGAAGACAGCACUGACAUCAAUGGGAUCUGCGCGGCGAUGGACAACCUGGGCUUCGAGCCGCUGGAGGCGGAGCCGCGGGCCCCGGCGGCGUCUCCUGCUGCUACAGCUACAACUACAACUACAGCUGCAGCUGCGGCCCAGUCGGUGGUGCGGCUGCGAGUGGAGGGCAUGACGUGCCAGUCGUGCGUGCGCACCGUGCAGGGCCGCCUCGCGCAGCUGCCGGGCGUCAUCUCAGCGCAGGUGGACCUGGAGAACAGCAGCGCAACAGUGGAGGUGGACCCCGGUAGAACGAAUGCUGCGGCGUUGGUGGAUGCUGUCGAGGAUGCGGGCUUCACGGCGAGCGUCGCCACUGACGAUGCGACGGCAGCUGCUACCUCCUCCUCCACCACUACUCCAGAUGCUGCCGAGCCUGCGUCUGUGUCCACUGUCAGUGUGCACAUCGAGGGCAUGACUUGCCAGUCCUGUGUCCGCAACAUUGAGGGUCUCAUCUCUGUUCGACCUGGUGUGUCUCAAGUGAAGGUUGUGUUGGAAGAGAAGAUGGGCUACAUCUGGUACAACCCAGCACUGACGAACCCGUAUGAGCUACGUGAUGCUAUCUCGGAUGCAGGCUUUGAUGCAUGGUUACCUGGAGAUGCUGCACCAGGCGGUGGUGGGGGCGGUGGUGAUGGUACUGAUGUCAUGAGAGCUGCAGCUACAACCACAGCUACAGAUUCACAUAACACAACUCCUGCUACCGCAAAAAGAAAACUGGACACAGAUCUGGAGAAUGGAUCUGUACUUCAUGGAGAACAUACUGAUGAUAAUCUGAGCAAAUGCUUUUUACACAUCAAGGGGAUGACGUGUGCUUCUUGUGUGUCAGCUAUUGAGAAACACUGCCGGAAAGUAUAUGGUAUACAUGGAAUUUUGGUUGCGUUACUGGCAGCUAAGGCAGAAGUGAAGUAUGAUCCACAGGUUAUAAACCCUCUGGACAUAGCUGCAUCUAUAAGUGAGCUUGGGUUUCCAGCAGAAGUUAUCCAAGAGCCAGGAACUGGAGAAGGACAAGUUGAAUUAGAGAUUUUAGGAAUGACCUGCUCCUCAUGUGUGAAUAAAAUAGAAAACUCUGUGAAAAAACUGAAAGGUGUGAGUUCUGCAUCUGUUGCACUAACUACGAAAAGAGGACGUUUUUACUAUGACUCGGAACUUACUGGCCCAAGAGAUAUUGCCGAAGCCAUUGAACGUCUAGGUUUUACUGCAAGACUGCUCACUUCUAAGGACAAAGAUGCUAAGGGCUACCUCAACCACAGAGAAGAAAUCACCAAGUGGCGGAAUGCUUUCUUCGUAUCUCUUAUUUUUGGUGGCCCGUGCAUGAUAGUGAUGGCAUAUUUCAUGAUACAAAUGUCGGUGGGGCACAUGACUCACGAAGACAUGUGCUGCGUAGUUCCAGGGCUUUCAAUGGAGAAUCUGCUGCUGUUCCUUCUCUCUACUCCAGUCAUGUUCUUUGGAGGCUGGCACUUUUACGUGCAAGCAUGGAAGGCCCUGAGGCACCGCACAACUAACAUGGACGUCCUCAUCAUGAUGGCGACAUCCAUAUCAUACAUAUACUCUGUUGCUGUGCUGGCAGCUGCCAUGGCGCUGCAACAGAAGGCUAGUCCACAAACCUUCUUUGACACACCUCCUAUGCUGCUUGUAUUUAUAUCACUCGGUCGGUGGCUGGAGCACACAGCAAAGGGUAAAACGUCAGAGGCUCUGUCAAAGUUGCUUUCACUAAAGGCAACAGAAGCUCUUCUUGUGACACUUGGAGAUGACUUCAACAUUCUAUCAGAGAAGCAGAUCAGUGUUGACUUAGUCCAGCGAGGUGAUGUCUUGAAGGUUGUUCCUGGUGCUAAAGUUCCUGUUGAUGGUAAAGUUAUAUUUGGCCAUUCAAUGUGUGAUGAAUCUCUCAUCACUGGAGAAUCAAUGCCAGUUCCAAAGAAAACAGGUUCGGUGCUGAUAGGUGGUUCCAUUAACCAGAAUGGUGUUAUGCUAAUGACAGCCACACAUACUGGAGAAGCAACGACAUUAGCUCAAAUUGUACGAAUGGUGGAGGAAGCUCAGACAUCUAAGGCACCCAUUCAACAGCUAGCCGACAGAAUUGCUGGUGUGUUUGUGCCACUCGUAGUAGUAGUGUCAUCUGUCACGCUCCUCGGCUGGGUAAUCACAGGAUAUGUCGAUCUGGCACUACUUCCAGUUGGGGAGGAGCACAAGAUUGGCUUCAAUAAGGAGGAGAUUAUCUUCCAGUAUGCUUUCAAGUGUGCCUUGAAUGUUCUGGCAAUCGCUUGUCCGUGUGCCCUCGGCCUUGCUACCCCUACGGCGGUGAUGGUGGGUACAGGUGUCGGAGCCCUUAAUGGGAUUCUUAUCAAAGGUGCUGAACCUCUGGAGAAUGCACAUAAGGUGAAAGCAAUUGUCUUUGACAAAACUGGAACUAUAACAAGAGGUGUGCCUACAGUUUCUCACAUAUGCCUGUUUGUAGAUGAGAAGAUAUGUUCCCUCGUAGAGUUACUGGCGGUCAUCGGUGUUGCGGAGUCGAGCAGCGAACACCCAAUAGCUUCAGCCAUUGUGAAGUUCGUCAAGGAGGUACUGGGCACGGAGGUCAAUGGGAAGUGCUCCGGCUUCCAAGCUGUGCCUGGAUGCGGCCUGCGGUGCACGGUUUCUGGCCUCAAUGGCAUGCUGACCAGUGGCAGGCAGUCGGAGAUGCUGGCCAACUUCACUAAUCGCAUGAGGAAUGGUGUAAAGUCGGCAGUUAUAAGUGGUGUGCCAAUUGACUUAACCCUCAGUGAGUACAGCAGCAAAGAAAAGGGCGCAGCAAAGCUAGAGCAGCUGCUCACAAUCAAUGGAAGCAGUGUGGUUGAGAACACUGUGGAUUCCUACGAGGUCCUGAUUGGCAAUAGAGAAUGGAUGCGUCGCACUAUUGGAGAGGUGCCUUCUGAUGUGGACAGUAAAAUGACAGAGGAGGAAGAACUUGGAAGGACAUCAGUCAUGUGUGCCAUUAAUGGUAUUUUAGUGGCAAUGGUGAGUGUCGCAGAUGAGGUCAAACCUGAGGCACACUUAGCAGUAUUUACCCUGAAGAAGAUGGGGCUCGAGGUGAUCCUCUUAACAGGCGACAACCGUCAGACAGCUGUUUCUAUUGCAAGACAGGUGGGAAUCGGAAGAGUCUUUGCAGAAGUACUGCCAUCACACAAAGUGGCAAAGAUCCAGCGCUUGCAAGAGAGUGGCGCACGUGUUGCCAUGGUGGGUGACGGUGUCAAUGACUCCCCAGCACUCGCUCAGUCGGAUGUCGGCAUUGCCAUUGCCUCAGGGACAGAUGUAGCUGUUGCAGCAGCAGAUGUUGUUUUGAUGAGGAACGACUUGCUCGAUGUGAUCGGGUGCCUCGAUCUGUCACGAAGAACAGUUCGCAGGAUACGACUCAAUUUUGUAUUCGCCAGUAUGUACAAUCUCUUGGGGAUUCCUAUAGCUGCUGGUGUAUUCAGCCCAUUUGGCUUCAGCCUGCAGCCAUGGAUGGCCUCUGCUGCGAUGGCACUAAGUUCCGUCUCUGUCGUCGCUUCCUCGCUGCUGCUAAAGCGGUACCGGAAGCCGACGCGCGCCUCCCUGCAGACGGCGGAGUACAGCAGCGCGAUGCGGGCGCGCGCCGCCGCCCUGUCCGAGCUCGACUCCAUCUCGGUGCACCGCGGCCUCGACGACAUCGAGCGGCCCGUCUUCUCCAGGUCCACCAGCAGCACCAUCAGCAGGUUUUUUGCACGACCAAAGAAUGAGGCAGAGGGUUUGCUUCUCGGCUCAGAUGACCCAGAUGAUAUUGAUGUAGACUUCAGUGGCUUUGAUAAGAAGAAGCAAGAUGUUAUACAAAUGACACCAGUUUGAAGCUUUGUGUGUCUCAAAUGUGUUUCUUGCCAUAAAGAUAGGUCAUUGCAGACUGCAGGAGACCUGCAUGUUGUCUUGAUCCAUGAUUCGGGCACAGGUGUUCCACCUUAGUCACUAAAAAAUUGUACCUCAUGUAAAUGAAAUUCUGGCAUUUUCUUGUAAUGCUUGUCUUCCUAUACUUAAACUGAACAGUUAAGAUUACAGAGCUGAAACCACAUGUAACCUCUCAUGUUUGUAAAGUAAAAUAAAUAACUUAUAAGGAAA
Messenger RNA from Schistocerca americana (American grasshopper), 4859 nucleotides. It is a transcript of the gene ATP7, whose product is annotated as copper-transporting ATPase 1. Bases 351 to 4595 code for a protein of 1414 amino acids. Gene Ontology annotation, molecular function: ATP hydrolysis activity; ATP binding; copper ion binding. Gene Ontology annotation, biological process: monoatomic cation transport; copper ion homeostasis. Gene Ontology annotation, cellular component: membrane. The record is from RefSeq and is a predicted model, not a curated record. NCBI's taxonomy places the organism in Eukaryota, Metazoa, Arthropoda, Insecta, Orthoptera, Acrididae. The transcript has 24 exons.